AUGCACAUUAAGAAGGUUGAGGUGUUCCCAGACUUUGAGAUUGCAGUGCAAGGAUGUACGAAGAACCGGAUCACCAUGCUGAAGUCUGCUGCAUUGACUAACUUGUCACAACAACUUAAUGGAGACAAUCCACCAAGGUCAGAAAUGCGACUUUACGUCACAAUAACAAAGAUGUCAUGCCACACAGAACAUGACUUUGGCAACUUCAUGAAGUAUGGACAGACGGUGGACCACAGUAUUAUUGAAAGAAUUUAUGACCUCGUUCAGGAAGGCAUUACGUCUGUGCAUGAAGUGAAGACAUGCCUUCGCUACUAUGUACAGGACGUGCUCUUCAAUGGCAAGGAAAAACCUGAUCUAGAUUGCAGAGCAUUUUACCCGACAUCCAAAGACAUCCGCAACCAUAUUCAGGAAUCUUUGAGGCAAGGGCACUGUAGCAAUCUGGAUCAGGAGAAUGUUGCAAUGCUGGUAUCUGCACUGGAGAGAGAAGAACCAACAUCAAAGGUGCUCUUCCGGCCAUAUUGCUACACAAGUGAAGCAAAAACGACAAUCCCCGAGGCCGACGAUGACCAGAUUAAUGUAGAGGAGACCUUGGCAAAACAAUGCGACAGGACCUUGCUGUUCUGCUAUGAGUCUCACUUCAUGGCAGAACUACUAAAGCAGUAUGGCAACAAUGUGACAUGCCUUGAUGCCACAAACAAGACAACAGAUUACAGCUUGCCACUGUUUUUCCUUGUUGUAAAAACACCCACGAAUUACAUGGUGGCAGGUGUUUUUGUGGUGCAGUACGAAACAAGUGCGUGCAUCAGUGAGGCACUCAGUGUGUUUAAAAGCUGGGAUCCUGAGUACUUGCCUAAGUAUUUCAUGGUGGACUUUUGCCAGGCUGAAAUAAGUGCGAUUUCUGAAGUCUUCCCACAGAGUGAAGUCAUGCUGUGCAACUUUCACCGUGAACAGGCUUGGGAGAGGUGGAUGAAAAAGAAGGAAAAUGAUGUCCCUCCAGACCAAAAAGAUGCCCUGCUUGGUCUCUUUCGCAAAAUAGCCAAUUCAAGCAGCAGGGAGGAAUUUGACGAGGCCUACAAAUGUCUGAAGAACUCAGUUUUUUGGAGGAACGACAAAGUAGCUAGCUACUUUGAAACGCAGUGGAUGCCAGCAGCCAAGAUGUGGGUUCAAUACCACAGAAUGAAGUUUGGUGUCGUCGUUACAACAAACAACGGAACAGAGACACAGAACCGCAUCCUCAAGGAGCAUUACCUGAGCUGCAACAAAUGGAAUGUGUUGGGGGAGUGCACCUACGGUAGAGAUGCACAAGCCAGGGAAGAAUUUUUGGCUGCUUUGGCAGUUGUCUUUGAACCAGUGAAGAGUGUGGUCAUCGGUGUCACAAGUAGGCAGCGAGUGUGGAGUGUCCUGUGCAACGAAUAG
Molecule: messenger RNA, 1416 nt
Organism: Rhipicephalus microplus (southern cattle tick)
Lineage: Eukaryota; Metazoa; Arthropoda; Arachnida; Ixodida; Ixodidae
Source: RefSeq, a predicted model, not a curated record